AUGAAUUGCUUUUCUUGUUUCUCGUCCCCAAAAAGCAAGAAGGAAUCCAGCUUCAGAGGGGAUCGCAGUCACAGAUCUCCCGGCGAGUCCAUCAAAUCAAAACCACCUGAAGUGUUGGAGUCAAACAAAGGUGAAAAUGAAAAUGUAGAGGCUCAAGCAUUUACAUUCCGUGAGCUAGCUGCCGCCACCAAGAAUUUCCGUCAAGAAUCUGUGUUGGGUGAAGGUGGUUUCGGUAAAGUUUACAAGGGCACCCUUCAGUCUACUGCCCAGGUGGUUGCUGUGAAACAACUUGACAGGAAUUCAGUGCUAGGAAACAAAGAAUUUCUUGCCGAGGUUGCCAGACUCAGUCGCUUACAGCAUCCCAAUCUGGUGAAUCUCAUUGGAUACUGUGCUGAUGGAGAUCAAAGGCUUCUGGUUUAUGAAUUCAUGCCCCAGGGCUCUUUAGAAGAUCAUCUCCUUGGCAAAAUGGCUCAAGGAAAGCCAUUAGAGUGGUUAACCAGAAUGAAAAUAGCAUGUGGAGCAGCUCAAGGUCUAGAGUAUUUGCAUGAUAAGACCAAUCCUCCCAUUAUAUACCGUGAUCUCAAGUCCUCAAACGUCUUGUUGGAUGAACAAUUAAACCCGAAACUAUCCGAUAUCGGGCUCGACAAGCUUGACCCUUCGACAGACAAGAUGCCUAUGCAAUCAAGGGCAAUGGGAACUUAUGGUUAUAGUGCACCAGAGUAUUCGAGAUCAGGUAGACUCACACCUAUUGCAGAUGUAUACAGUUUUGGAGUUGUUCUAUUGGAACUCAUCACUGGAAGAAGAGUCAUGGACACUACUAAACCUGUCGAAGAACAAAAUUUAGUUGCUUGGGCACAACCGAUCUUCCGGGAACCGAAACGGUUCACGGAAAUGGCUGAUCCUUUGCUUAAGAAGCAAUUCCCCGAAAGGGACUUGAAUCAAGCCGUUGGGAUUGCAGCCAUGUGUUUGCAGAACGAAGCUGCUGCCCGGCCUUUGAUGAGUGAUGUUGUUACAGCCUUGAGUUUUCUUUCCAUGGCCAAAAGUGACAACUCUGAUCCUGCCAAUCUUCCUCCCACCAUCUCAUCUAAGCUGCCACUCCAGGAGCGUAGCGAUGACGAACCGGACCAUGACGACUGCGACAACGAUGACGAUGACGAUCACAAUAGUGGUAGCCGUAGCAGUAGCUGUAAAAGUAGAAGUAUGAAUAGCAACGGAGAAAGUUCUUGCUCAAGAGAAGAACAAAGCAACUAUGAAGGAAAUGCUUCUUCAAGACAAAUGAACCAAAAGAAGUCACAGUCGUCGUUAAACCAGAACUACAACGAAGAAUCCGAGGGUUCGAGUGUCUGUUCGAGAGAUGAAGAUAGAAGAAAAUUGAGAAAUUCGUCGGUCCAGAAAAGCAACAGACAAAAAGGAGGCAAUGGAAGUAUCGCAGGAUGA
Messenger RNA from Hibiscus syriacus, 1437 nucleotides. Its product is annotated as probable serine/threonine-protein kinase PBL24. Gene Ontology annotation, molecular function: protein kinase activity; ATP binding. NCBI's taxonomy places the organism in Eukaryota, Viridiplantae, Streptophyta, Magnoliopsida, Malvales, Malvaceae. Gene Ontology annotation, biological process: protein phosphorylation. The transcript is spliced from 5 exons. The record is from RefSeq and is a predicted model, not a curated record. Bases 1 to 1437 code for a protein of 478 amino acids.